This is a messenger RNA of Lolium rigidum, 2672 nucleotides long. RefSeq names its product receptor protein kinase-like protein ZAR1. The transcript has 2 exons. The record is from RefSeq and is a predicted model, not a curated record. Gene Ontology annotation, molecular function: ATP binding; protein kinase activity; protein binding. Gene Ontology annotation, biological process: protein phosphorylation. Lineage: Eukaryota; Viridiplantae; Streptophyta; Magnoliopsida; Poales; Poaceae. Bases 155 to 2428 code for a protein of 757 amino acids.
UACACCUUGAAAAUCCAAGGUGUCCGCUCAAUUUCAAUUCCACUUGAACCUGUUGAAUAUAAUUGCCAGGUUUAAACCGUGGCUAUACCUGACACAAACUUCGUUCCCUGGAAACAACAGCCGACAGAACUACAGAAGAGGCGUGCUUCUGCUAAUGAGGACAAUCCCAAUCCCAAUCCCAAUUUUCCUCCUCCUGCCGCUCCUCCUAUUAGCACCGCCGGCAGCCGUGGCGCUCACCGCCGACGGCCUCGCGCUGCUGGCGUUCAAGGCGGCGGUGACCGACGACCCAUGGUCUGUGCUCUCCAAGUGGUCGGAGUCGGACGCUGACCCGUGCCGGUGGCCGGGCGUCACCUGCGCCAACAUCUCGUCGCAGCCGCGCGUGGUCGGCGUGGCCGUGGCCGGGAAGAACGUCUCCGGCUACAUCCCUUCGGAGCUCGGCUCGCUGCUCUUCCUCCGCCGGCUCAACCUUCACGACAACCGCCUCACCGGCGCCAUCCCUGCCGCGCUUUCCAAUGCGUCCUCGCUCCACUCCGUCUUCCUUUACAACAACGCGCUCACCGGCAAGCUCCCCGUGGCACUCUGCGACCUCCCGCGGCUGCAGAACCUCGACGUCUCCCGGAACUCGCUCUCGGGCGAGCUGCCCCUCGACAUGCGAAACUGCCGUAGCUUGCAGCGGCUGAUUCUCGCCAAGAACACCUUCUCCGGCGAGGUGCCAGCAGGCAUCUGGCCGGAGAUGUCCAACCUGCAGCAGCUCGACCUCUCCUCCAAUGACUUCAACGGCUCCAUCCCGCCGGACCUCGGCCAGCUCCCCAAGCUCUCCGGCACGCUCAACGUCUCGCACAACCAGUUCUCCGGCAUCGUGCCCCCGGAGCUCGGCCGCCUAACAGCGACCGUCACGCUCGACCUCCGCUUCAACAACCUCUCAGGCGCCAUCCCGCAGACGGGAUCCCUCGCCAGUCAGGGCCCCACAGCAUUCCUCAACAACCCCGCCCUCUGCGGCUUCCCGCUCCAAGUCGCGUGCCGUGCCGUCCCGCCGCCCACGCAGUCUCCGCCGCCACAGAACACCAGUCCAUCAACAGCCUCCUCUGUUUCGCAGGACGGCCAGCACCAUCCGAUCAAAACAAGCCUCAUAGCUCUCAUCGCCGUCGCCGACGCCGCGGGCGUCGCCCUCGUCGGCAUCAUCCUGGUGUACGUAUACUGGAAACUCAAGGACAGGAGGGAAGGCCGCCGCGGCCGUGCCAUCGCACAAGACGACGACGAUGACGAUCGGAACAAGGCACUCUGCGGCUGCAUUUGGGGCCGCCGCGGCAGAGGUGGUGCGGCCUACUCUGACGGCUCGUCGGACGACGACGAGGAAGGAGGAGACCGCAAGUACAACGGCAACGACGGGGAGCUGGUGGCGAUCGACCGAGGAUUCCGGAUGGAGCUGGACGAGCUACUUCGGUCGUCGGCGUAUGUGCUGGGGAAGGGCGGGAAGGGGAUCGUGUACAAGGUGGUGGUGGGCAACGGCUCGACGCCGGUAGCCGUGCGGCGGCUGGGCGGUGGCGGGGGUGGAGCUGAGAGGUGCAAGGAGUUCAGGGCGGAGGCGCGGGAGAUGGGGCGGGUACGGCACCCCAACGUGGUGCGGCUGCGCGCCUACUACUGGUCGCACGACGAGAAGCUCGUCGUCACGGACUUCGUCGGCAAUGGCAACCUCGCCACCGCGCUGCGUGUUCGCCCCGGUGAAGCAGUGCUGUCGUGGUCGGCGCGGCUGAAGAUCGCGAAGGGCGCGGCGCGCGGCCUGGCGUACCUGCACGAGUGCAGCCCCCGGCGGUUUGUGCACGGAGAGGUCAAGCCUUCCAACAUCCUCCUCGACGCCGACUUCACCCCUCGCGUCGCCGACUUCGGCCUCGUCCGUCUCCUCACCAUCGCCGGAUGCGCCCCCGAUGGGACGCUCUACCCUCCGCCGCAACCCUCGGGAAGCCUCCUCGGCGGCGCCAUCCCAUACACUAAGCCGGCGCCGGCACCGGUGAGUGGCUACCGAGCGCCGGAGGCGCGCUCUCCAGGGACGCGGCCGGCGCAGAAGUGGGACGUGUUCUCCUUCGGGGUGAUCCUGCUGGAGCUGCUGACUGGGCGCGGUCCGGCAGACCACGCGUCGCCGUCCACGUCGGUGUCUUUCUCGGGGCCGUCGACGACAACGACUGACCGGUCCGGGAGCGGGGAGCACGGGGCCGUGCCGGAGGUGGUGAGGUGGGUGCGGCGCGGGUUCGAGGAGGACGCGCGGCCCGUGGCGGAGAUGGUGGACCCAGCGCUGCUGCGGGAGGCGCCGGCGCUACCCAAGAAGGAGCUGGUUGCCGCGUUCCACGUCGCGCUCGCAUGCACCGAGGUUGAUCCGGAGCUCCGGCCCAAGAUGAAGACCGUCGCCGACAGCCUCGACAAGAUCGGCUAGUAAGAAAGUAUGCAUCACUCCGAUUAGCUUACGCUGCCAAAUAGUACUGGACUAUGCGGAGAAGUACCAUUUUUCUUUUCUUCUUCUUGAUAAUUUUUGUUCAGUUAUUCAUAUUUUUGUUCUUUGGUUUUCUUCUGUAAUUGGGUUUUCUUUUCUUGGCUAUUAUUUUGGUUGAAAUUGAUGUUUUACAAUGGUAUAGCAAUAUACAUGGGAGGGUAUUUUCCUCCUAGCCACACUCACAAAA